CCCACGGUUAGUGCACAGUACGACAUGUCUGGUCACACACAGGCAAAGUCUUUCCCCAACCUCAAUGGAAAAAAUGCUUUUAUCUCCCGUAUUUAUAAACUCUGAUGCCCAGCGUUUAGCCUGAGAGCUUCCUCUUGACCUGUGAGCAACACAGACACGACCGAGGCCGUGCCCUGCGCCAGGAGGGGGAAGCAGCAGAUCCCCCUGCCCCCUUAACACCGACAGAGCUCGGAGGGGAUAAAAACGAAGCUCAGAUGCCGGGAGGGAGGGGACGCGCCCAGCACCGCCCCAGCAGCCUCCUGCCGUGCUCCAGAGGGCCGGCACCACCGCCGGGCUGCCAGAGAAACGAGGCGAAGCUCCCCGAAAGUGCCGCGGCGAGCUGCCGGCCCUUCCCCACAGCGGGCAGGGCGAGAAGAUGGCGGCCGCGCCCCCCUCAGGAGCCCGCUCCUCAGAGGACAGCGGCGGGUGCUGGCAGCGGUGAGGAGGACGCGAGGCGGAGCCCUGUCCCCGUCCUUGUCCCUGUCCCCGGGCACAGCCUGCAGGGGGAGAUGCAGCCUCGGCUCCUGCUGGACCCCAGCGGAAGAGAGUGCUUCUCCAUCACCAGACCUGCCUACUAGAUCAGGUCCUACCUCAAAGAGAACCUCAGAAGAAACAGAAGAGGCUGCUCCUCAGGGCACGAUGCUGCAGAAGUGUUAAUGAAACCCAAGCUCCUAUCUUCAUGCCCUCUUGUGCUUGGCCAGGCAUGUCUAGGACUGCAUGGAGCUUCACGUCUCGCAGGCCUUCACUUCUUGGAGCUUGCUGAAAUGCUUCACACGAGAUUGAAUGAAAUCCUCACGAUCAUUACAUGCUUGUUCAAUAAUAGCACACCCCAGUCACGUCUCCUCGCAAGCACAUUUCGUUGGAAUCGCUGAGCAGAAGCAAAGAGGAGCUGACGACUAUGUGUUUCCAACGCGGGUUGCCGGCGCCCUGUGUUUGCCAUUGGCUGCAGUUUUCUGGUUUAUUUGCAGCUUCCCCCAUCUGGAAUAUGAAAAUGGGAUUGAAGUAGAUAAUUGCUAGCAGCGGGUUUUCGAGAGAGGCUUAGAGGGAGCAGAAUGCCUCUCGCACAGCACAGCCUGCCUGCGCUGGAAGAGCUCUGAGAGAUGAUUUUAGAUGUUCCCCACGUCUGAAUCUCCUGGAAACUUUGCCGUGGAAGCGAGCCAUUGCGCACAAUCCUGGAGCUCACAUCCAAAAGGGGCAAGGAAGGGGCAGCAGGGCCGAACAAUGGGAUACCUUGUCCUUGGAUUGCUUAGAGAAAAGCCAGCAAACGUUCCCCUCGGCUUCCCAGCAAAAAGGGCGUGAAGGGGACAAUGAACUGAAUUUUUCCCAGCGGAGCUUCAGUGGCCUCUCAGAAGGAUGGGAUACACUGACCCUUCGUCAAGCAGGGAUUUGCUGGGAAACAGAACUUUGUUCUUCAUUUUCAUCUGCGCCUUUGCCGUGGUCACCUUGCUGCAGCAGAUCCUCUACGGGAGAAACUAUCUCAAAAGAGGGCUGCAGUUUAGCUGGCAGAAUGGAGAGGAGUUGGCAAAUUGGACCGGCACCUUUAAUUUCACGGAUGACGGAGCAGUGAAGAGUGGCAGUGACACAGGCACCAGGUAUUUUGAGUUUUAUGAAGGGCCUUUGGAAUACAACUCCACCAAAUGCCUGGAAUUACGACAGGACAUCAUCGAGGUGAAGGUUUUGUCUAUGGUGAAACAAACUGAAUUGUUUGACAGGUGGAAGAGCCUCCAGAUGUGCAAAUGGGAGAUGAAUGUCACAGAAGCUAACCUAUUCAAGUCUACUUUGUCAAGGUGUUGCAAUGCCCCUGCGUUUAUGUUCACCACCCAGAAGAAUACUCCUUUGGGAACUAAACUGAAAUAUGAAGUGGAUACUAGUGGAAUCUUCCAUAUCAACCAAGAAAUCUUCAAAAUGUUUCCAAAGGAUAUGCCAUACCACCGCUCCCAGUUCAAGAAAUGUGCAGUGGUCGGGAAUGGAGGAAUUCUGAAGAACAGCAGAUGUGGCCGAGAGAUUGACAGUGCAGACUUUGUGUUUCGAUGCAAUUUGCCCCCUAUAUCUGAGAAAUACUUCACAGAUGUUGGAGUAAAGACGGACGUCGUGACAGUCAAUCCCAGCAUAAUUACAGAGAGAUUUCAUAAGCUGGAGAAAUGGAGGAAGCCUUUUUACGAUGUGCUCCAGGUCUACGAAAACGCCUCUGUGCUGCUGCCGGCUUUCUACAACACCCGCAACACGGAUGUCUCGAUCCGGGUCAAAUACGUCCUGGAUGAUUUUGAAUCUCAGCAAGCUGUUUACUACUUUCAUCCCCAGUAUCUCAUCAAUGUCUCACGCUACUGGCUAGGCCAAGGGGUGCGGGCCAAGCGGAUUAGCACAGGACUGAUCCUGGUGACUGCUGCCCUGGAGCUCUGUGAAGAGGUCCACCUCUUUGGCUUUUGGGCCUUCCCCAUGAACCCCUCAGGGAUUUUCAUAACUCACCACUACUAUGACAAUGUGAAACCUCGCCCUGGUUUUCAUGCUAUGCCUUCAGAAAUCUUCAACUUUCUUCACAUGCAUAGCAAGGGGAUCCUGCGGGUUCAUACAGGGACCUGCGGCUGCUGUUGACAAAGACACUGCUUCGUCUGAUGCAGCAGUGCAACAGAAACUCAAAGCCUGUGUAUGGUGUAGGAGGUUUUAUUACACCCUGAGAUUAUGCAAUAAUUGUUUGAUAUAAAUUUCCUCAAGGCAUUGCAUCCCAUAGGAUCUAGGAUACCAGCAUCCUUCCUGCUAGCAGAGUUGGGUCCGUAACAGUGUGGGUGAAGCAGAACUCCUCUGCCCCAGGGUAUGUGCUACCCUGGAAAGCAAGUUGGAUAAGAAGCACAUUUCCAAUAGGUUUAGAGAUACAGAGCACAUAAAUAUAGUUAUCAUUUCACUAUGAAGAAAAGCACCAAACUUUUGAGGAGAAUUGGUGGUGGAGAAUUUUAGCAUACUGUAUGACUUUAUGUAGGUUUCUGAGUCAAGUACCUUGGGGCAUUGCCAGAUUUUAUUGAAAGCACUGUUCUCUGGCAUUUGGGUUUUUGAAAAUAUUCUUUAGCAUUAUAGUUUUAAGGGCAAUUGUAUAACUUGAGGUCUUUGUUCUGUAAUGUCACAAAGUAUUGGUGAAAAAUAGCAGAUAGAUUUGAUAGGAACAAACAAGGUCACUUUAUGAAAUUAUUCAGCUGGGAUAGAAGAGAAUGUUAAGCUCCCAUUCUCUGCAACAUGUAGCUGUGUUGAUCAUGAUGUCUAAUUGUUUUAGAGCUUCUUUAUUCUUCUUUCCUGUGUCUUACCUUUCUGGUCUUCUCUGCUGAUAAUGUUUUCUUUCUCAUUGUCCGUAAUGCUUUCCUUCUUGCUAACGUAUGUGCAAUGUGUGCACUUUCUCCUACAGUGAGCAUCUCAGCUUCAGUUUGAAGUCUUUACUGAAGAAAUGUGAUUCUUCACACUUCUGCAGCCUUUUCUUGGGCUAAAUAACAAGGGGAUUAUGCUGGUUAGAUGUUCUGCGUUGAUUUUUGGUUCAAAUAUCACAUCAUUGGAUAGAAAAAGCAUUCCCUCUUCAAUUUUAUUAAAGACUUUGUGAGGGUAUCUGAUGUUGAUCUGCUGUUGUGCAGGUUGAGUUAAAUAUUUUCAGGUAUCUGUGGUAAGUACUUGCAGGAAAGGAAGUUAAAAGGCAGUGAAGAUACUUUGUGGCUUGGAGUAUGAUGCUUAUUUUAAAAUUAUGCAUUUCAAGACCUCAGGUGUCUUAAUGUGGUAUUUAUUUGUGUUGAGAAUGUUACUAGGAUGAUAAAAGGGCUGGUGUGUUCUUUAAAAGGCUGCCAAUGUAACUCAGUUAUGUCAAGCUUGAUUUUCCACCUGGUACAGUUAAACUGACAAAAUCCUGACUCAAAAACGAUGCCACAUGCUGCCAGAGUUUAUUCUGGCUGCUGAACCACGGUGCAGUAGGCUGCUGGCAUAUGCCCUUUGAUAUCGGUAUGACUGCAUACACAGGAUGGUGAGGUUUGCUGUUUCAGCUGUGCUGGCAUAACUAAAAUGAGCAGUUUUCUCGUGUACGUUGUUAGUCUGAAGCACUUGGGCUGUUGUCCAGUGCCUUGUCUUGUCGUAUUUAGGUUACAAAGAUUUGGGGUUUAAAGUACUCAUCCUCUGUGAGGGAUGCUUUUCUGUUUUGGGUGGGUGUUUGAAUCCAAAUAGGACUUGGAUUUUGAUUUUGUAAUGCAUGAAUGCACAAAGCUUCUUUUAAAAGCCUCUGCGCUAUGCUGAGAGCUCUGAAAGUUGCUCACACUAUAGAUAAAAUGGUCUAAAAGGAAGUGAAGCACGAUGGUCACCGUUUCAAAAGUCCCUACUGACCAGCAGCGACUAGGAUGGUAUGUAAGCCUGUAUUUCUUUUACACUAGACCCAGAGGUCUGAUUACUUUAAAAGCAAGCCAUGUUCUUCGUGAAAGAGUCAGAGCUCACUUGGGAAAUACCAGCCAGGAGUAGGUGAAGGGCCUGUGCUUAAGCUUUAUGUAUUUGUCUUGUGCUUUUGGUCUUGUGCCGCGUGUUGGUGAGCACCACCUCGUAUCAGCUAGCUGUGAGGUGUGCCGCGCGCCGAGGAUGCACUUGUACAUGAAAUGGUUUCCUUGAUUUAAUAUGCAAAAGAGAUCUUUGUCUUUGCUGUGUUUUGUAAAUUAAUGUGAAAAGGGCUUUGAUAAUGAAGUGCUGUAACAGAAGUGCUAUGUAGAGAGCAACGUGACCCAUAGGUUGGCCAUUUUGCUGUGUAUUAAGCUUUAUGAUAACAGGAAUGAUGCUGAAGCUGGUACGUAGAGCCCUUACUUCUUACUCUUCCUGAGUAAGGGUCUGGUAGUGUCUUCAGUAUUGCUUUGCUGCUGCUGCUUUGCUAAGGAUACGUUCUUUGGUAAGGGUUUUUCUUCACUAUGUUGAUUGGAGCGAACAAAAGCAUCUGAAAGGAGUCUGAUCUGUUGAAAGAGACACUUCAAAAAGAAGGGGAGGCACUUGAGAAGCAUCGGUAUGUUGGAAAAUAGCGGUGCAAAUCCCUGAUUAGUUGCAAAAAUCCUUUUGGACUUUUUGGAUAGGCAAAAGGAUAAGCAAAACUGUAAUUACGGCUAUCCUGUAAUUACAGGGACACAGACAUUUCCUUUCCUUUGUUUGCUUCAUAUAAAUGAGCAAUGUAAAUUCACCUAGGCGAUACUGUAAUAAGUGCAGUUUUACUGUGUUUAGAUUUUGCUGGGUUACAAGUCUAUAACUACUAUAUUUUUUUAGUGAUGUUAAAAAUGUCUGUGCAGGAUACUUGCACGUGUGCACCAAAGGCCCAGUCCUGCAACAUUUAUCUGAAAAGAGCUCCCAUUCAAGUGGAUGGGUAUUUUAUUUGUGUAGGGACUGCAGAAACAGGCCCAGACGUGCCUGUGACGGUGUACAUAGAUGUAUAGUUAGAUGUAGGGAGCAAUUAGCAAGCCAGAAAGAUACUUAAAGAAAUAUCUAUAAAAUAUGAAAUGCAUGUUGAGGCGUGUUUACUUUCUGAUUCACUUUUCAGGUGUUGCUUGAAAACAGGUUGAAAAAUGAUGGCAUUUUUGUCAGAAACGCCAUAUGUGGAAGCUUUCAGGUUUUUCUUGGCCUCCUUGCCUCGCAGUGGGCACUGCAAGCUCAGAUCCCUGCUGUCCUGCGUGCAGGAGCGGGGGGCUGAGGAUGGAAAUAGUGCAAGGAGGUUUCACCUGUGCAGAGGUUGCUCCCUGUGCAAUGUCACCAUGGGGCGGCUGAGCCAGCACUGACCAGCCGGAGCUUCUGCCCGUCCUGCUGAAACGGACGACGAGAAGGGCUGUUGCAGAAAGAAGGACCCUCCUUAUUUUCUGCCAUUAGUAGUUUUUGAUGUUUGUUUGUUUGUUUUUGAUGUCAGUAAUUUAUCUGAGUUUGAGGCUAUUUUGUUUCCUUCCCACCCAUAUGGUCAAAGCUCCAAAUGUUCAAUCUUAACCUUUUUUUUUUCCAAAGAACCUGUUCAAAAGCCUGUGCUCUUAGUCAUAUGGCCUGAGUUUUUGGGUAGACCUGUGUGGAGCCAGGAGCUGGACUCAAUGAUCCUUGUAGGAAUCAAUCCCCCAAUGCAAAAAUCUGAUCUCUCCAAGAAGAAAUGCUGUCAGCUCUCGGGUACCUCAUCCUGAGCCCAAGCUGUAAUCCCCACUCUGUUGAGAAUAUGAGAUCUGAGACAGGGAGAGAGAAAAUUACAAUAUUAUGGUUUAAUCACCGACUCCUGGUAGUAUUUAUGAGAAUCUCUUAAGAAGCUCCUGGGGUCUUCAUACACUGGCAAUGCAAAUUCAGUCAGAAAAACAUAACUAGGCUGGCUUCUCCUUGAUUGUCAGGUCGGCAGAGGAGGCUUAUGAACCUGCCAGCGCUUUCAUCAGAGGGAAGGAAGUAUUUAGCCAAAGUAGUUCAGCUGCUUGCUUUUGAUUUAUGGAAUCCAACUUUGCUCUUGGACAGGACAGAUUAAAUGGUGAGAGGUCCCUUGUAAUAUUUUAGCAUAUUUCCUGUGAUUGCAGUGGAGUUUUCAAAGAUAUUUCAGGAAUUGCAAAGGGGCAGCAAUGCCGUGGUGGCUUCUUCUGCUGGGACCUCUGGGAGGAGAGCCACCGUGGUGAGUAGGUAAUGACCACCUGGAAAAGCCACAUAAGGGGAAUUUGGGAGAUUGCAACCACAGCUCUGGUACAAGCCCUUAGUGCUGUGGAGUGUCACAGAGCUGACACGUGGAGCUUCACAGCUCACGAUGGCGAGGAGCAGCAACCCCGGUCCACAACAAAAACUACCCCUGUGCGGGCUCAAUUGGCAAGAAAUGGCUUGACGUGGCAGGGGGGAGCAAGCUCUGGUUAGCGUGUGAGGGAAGAUGGGGCGGAUAAAAGAUGUGAAAUGAGAGGGAAUCUGUCCUUUCAAAUUGAGGCCUAGUGGCUUGUCAGCAAGGCUGUAAUUUUACAAGUUUGGGUAGUGGAAAUGGAGAGCUUGGAAACGAUCCCUUUGCCCCUGUCUGGUUUGCAUCUGAGCAUGCAGAGAACUUUGGAGCUUUUACACAUACGUUGAGAAGGAAAUGCUGACAAUAUUCAGCAAUCCCUAGGGGCCAAAUUCCCUGGGGAAUUCUGGAGUGAGAUGAGGUUUCUGGAAUAAAGGAGUCAGCAUUUAUUCUUAGGACCUUUUCUAAAAUCCAGUGAAAUCUGUGGAAAGUUCAGUGUACUUCAGAGAAAGCCUCCAAAAUGGACCCCGGUCGUGGGCAGGAAGAGCAGCCUCUUGUUUCUUACUUGUUUAAAAAUACAUUUUUUAAUAUAUUGUAGAUACGGUGCAGUAGCAAUACUGUGUUUUUAAUGGUGUGUGUAAAGAACAAACUUAUCUGGAAGCAGAAAUGUUGUGACUGUCACUCUCCCUUCCAGAUUUCUGCACUUUCCAUCUUUUCAAACUCAUCUAUGCAAAGCAUUUCAUCUUGGUAGUGUAAGUCACUGUGUGAGGCUACAGCGAACCCCCCGUACCCAGCUGUAUGUGUGUGAAUCACAUGCCUCAAGAGAAGAGGUUUUUUUUCUGCUUGCUUGGAAAUACCAGCAUGGAAUUCGUCAGUGAUGUGAACACCGUGAAGGUGGGACUCAGCCCGUUCCCUCCGAGGCCAGCACUGUUUGCAUUUGGCUUCACUAGGAAAGCAUCGGGUCCAAAGCUUGUAAGGCAAGCCAAUAACCUGCAUCUCCGAAAACCCACCCUCCCAGACUAUAAUCGUUUUAUGUCUUAAUGUCAUCCCAUCUAAUGUGGGUGAGGCUUCUGGACAUCGCCGUGUUGUCUGCAUGGGAUCCCAAACCAACAAGCAAUUGUACGCAAGUGCUUUUUCAACAAACCCUAGGGGAAACCCAAAUGUACACUAAGUGGGGGAGCCCGAGUCCCAGGCCUGAGCACCUGCAGCGCUCCCCGAAGCCCUCAGCAUGAGAAACAUCAGAAAUGUGGGACUGGGCCGCAGUGGGAAGCUUCAAGAAAGGCAGGGCUGCCUCACCGCUUCAAGGACUGAAAGCUGUAAAUAUGUUACUGACGUGUCUGACUUUCUCUUUAGAAGCCAUAAAUGUUCUCGGUGUUUGAUCUGUGGGUAAGUUGAUGUGUGUUUUUAACUGUACUAAUCACUGUAAAAUGUGUUAGCAUGUAAAAUGGUGACAAAUUAAGCCAGCAAAAUCAGAAACUGUGUUGGCUAGCUCUUGAAAUGUCUGUUUUACCUGGAGCUGUCUGCAGUGAGAUGGACCAGGACACUGAAGUGUCCCCAUUGCUCCCUACGGCUUGUGCUGUAUGUCCCCUAUUUUCACCUGGUGGAAAUCAAAUACUUUGGAAAUGCUGGAGCAAAACCGUGUCUUUGUGCAAAGAGAGCUUGGGCUAGUACAAAAAUAAAGCCUGUUCCAUGAUUGUUAUUUGGUAAGGCGCUGACGGCGGGGGUGGACAAAUCCAAGAGGAGUCAUGGUAAUUUCAUGCUGAUGUUAAUGCCAUUGUGUCCAUUGAGUCACCUUUCUUUUUUCCAUCCUCCACCCUGUAAUUCUUGCUUACUGUUUAUGUAGCUGUAUUAUGGUUGUAAUAGAAAGCCUAUCAAUUGAUGUAAGCCAUAACUAAAGCAGUAAUCAGGGUAUCUUUUUUUUGGUCUGUGUCACUGUGUUUGAAAGAUGAUUUAAUUCUAUUGAAUAAACCACUUUAACAGUUUUAUGGGAAAGGCAA
Anas platyrhynchos (mallard) is the source of this 8736-nucleotide messenger RNA. RefSeq names its product ST8 alpha-N-acetyl-neuraminide alpha-2,8-sialyltransferase 5 (gene ST8SIA5). NCBI's taxonomy places the organism in Eukaryota, Metazoa, Chordata, Aves, Anseriformes, Anatidae. Gene Ontology annotation, molecular function: alpha-N-acetylneuraminate alpha-2,8-sialyltransferase activity. The record is from RefSeq and is a predicted model, not a curated record. Gene Ontology annotation, biological process: N-glycan processing; oligosaccharide metabolic process.